Messenger RNA from Prunus dulcis (almond), 1818 nucleotides. Its product is annotated as polygalacturonase At1g48100. The record is from RefSeq and is a predicted model, not a curated record. NCBI's taxonomy places the organism in Eukaryota, Viridiplantae, Streptophyta, Magnoliopsida, Rosales, Rosaceae. Bases 37 to 1566 code for a protein of 509 amino acids. Gene Ontology annotation, molecular function: polygalacturonase activity. Gene Ontology annotation, biological process: carbohydrate metabolic process. The transcript has 7 exons.
AGUUAAAGCCUCUGUGAUCUCAAAACAAAUUAAGAUAUGAUGAUCACAUUUAAACCAAGAAGCCUCACAUUCUUUGUUUUCAUUGCCUUUUCUAUUUGGUGUUCAAGCUUGUUAGAACCUUGUGAUGCUAGAAAAGGAGGCAAGCAGUACUGGAGGCAAAACAAGGGUGCCUCUGCCUCUGCCUUGAGGAAGGAACAAAAGGGUUAUGGCGGCAAUCACCACCGCCACCAGGCAGGCCCUAGGGUGUCUACAACACCGUCGAGGGGAGACAAUUACAUCACACCAGAGGAAACUGCAGCAAAACUGCAAAAAAAGGGCGGUGGGAAUUCCAACGUCUUUAAUGUGUUGGACUAUGGUGCUAAAGGCGAUGGAAAAGCAGAUGAUACCAAGGCUUUUGAAGCAGCGUGGGCAGCAGCUUGCAAAGUGCAGGCAUCAACUAUAAAUGUUCCUUCCGGGUCCGUGUUCCUCGUCAAACCAAUCUCUUUUUCUGGCCCUAAUUGUGAAGCAAAUAUUGUAUUUCAGUUAGAUGGCAAAAUCAUAGCUCCAACAAGCUCGGGAGAUUGGGGUUCAGGUCUUCUACAAUGGCUCGAAUUCACGAAGCUAAAAGGGAUUUCAAUCAAAGGCAAAGGAAUAAUUGAUGGGCAAGGCUCAGUUUGGUGGAGUGACUCACCCACAUACAAUAUUCCUGCAGAUCAAACAUAUAGCAGUUCACAGGACACGGUCAUAGAAAGUGACAGUGGAAAAAUGCCAAGCACCAAACCAACCGCUCUUAGGUUCUAUGGAAGUGACGGCGUGAGUGUCACUGGUAUAACACUUCAAAACAGCCCUCAGGCCCACCUCAAGUUCGACGCCUGCACGAAUGUUCAGGUUUCUGAUAUAAGUAUUUCCUCCCCUGGUGACAGCCCCAACACAGAUGGAAUCCACCUCCAAAACUCUCAGGAUGUUGUCAUUUUUGGCACCAGUAUUGCUUGUGGGGAUGACUGUAUAUCCAUACAAACUGGAUGCUCAAACAUAUACGUACACAACGUGAAUUGUGGACCCGGACAUGGAGUCAGCAUCGGAGGGCUAGGGAAGGAUAACACUAAAGCUUGUGUAUCGAACGUCACAGUCCGAGAUGUAAAAAUGCACAAUACACUCACUGGCGUCAGAAUAAAGACCUGGCAGGGAGGAUCAGGGUCAGUCCAAAACAUCAUGUUUUCAAACAUUCAAGUAUCAGAAGUUGCAACCCCAAUCAUGAUUGACCAAUUCUACUGUGACAAGAGCAAAUGCCAAAAUGAGACAUCAGCCGUGGCAGUUUCGGGUGUAAACUAUGUAAACAUACAAGGAACCUAUACGACGAAACCUGUACAUUUUGCAUGCAGUGACAGCUUACCGUGUACUGGUGUGUCUUUGGACACCAUACAGCUGAAAUCAGUUGAUGAAGGCAAGCAAUUGUAUGGCCCUUUCUGUUGGGAGGCGUACGGAGAGCUCAAAACAAGCACAGUCCCUGAAAUUGACUGCUUGAAGAAGGGGAAGCCAUAUUCAAGCAGCACAGGAGCUCAGUCUGGAAGUAAUGAUUCUUGCUAAGCACAGGCUUAGCUUAGCCUAGGGAGUUGAUUAGUAAAAAUUCAAAAACACGUGUAGAUACCUCAAAGUUUGGACCCGUCUCUGAAGCCUUUCUUCUAUGGCGGUACCUCAAAUUAUACAUACCGCCAUAGAACAACGACGUUUGCAGUUAGAAUGUCUUUUUCAUGUAUUUUGUUGCUUUUCCUGCUACAAUGUUCUGUUUUUAUUUGAUAGAUUACAUUUCGCCCGCCGAAUAUAAUUAGCGGGAUUGGA